UUCUAGAAAGCAGCCACGGUGGGAUUUCAAAAUCCGAAAACUUAUCCGAAAGUACGGACAGGUCCACCGCGAUAGUUAGAUACGAUAACCCUAAUCCGCGUCCUUGGCGUGCGGGCUGUGAUCAGAGUGAGUGAAACGAUCGUCCCGUCCCAACGGAGCAGGCCUUAGCCCAGGAGCAGCAUCGGCUGUUGGGUCGUAGUUUUUAGUGUACACUGUGCCGUCAAAGUCGCACCAAACGGAACGGCUGUUUAAGUAUUCCGGCGAGCGGAUUUACUGUGAGACGUGCACCGUGUAACGGGCGUGCCGGUAAACGGGUGUGUCAUCCGCGUGCCACCAGGAUACUAUACUCUACGUAAGCAGCAACAAUGACGCUGGCCGAGUUCCUUAAUCCUUCGCCCGAGCAGGUGAACGAGCUGCGGCAACUUUUCAAAGAAAAGUUAGUGAAAGACGCUGCCAAGAUCCCAGCUGGUGGAUUCCACGAACAUGACAUGAAAUGGGUGUUCGAAGGUGACGGAUGGUUGAUAAAAUUUCUCGAGAACAACGAUAUCAUCAUGAAAGACUCCUUGAAGCAGCUCUGGGAAACGUUGGAGUGGAGGAAAGCAUCUGGCAUCAAUGAGAUACGAGAGGACAACAUCCGCAUGGAGUACGUUAACGAUGGACUGAUGUUUCCGCGUGGUCGCGAUUUGGACGGAAAGACGGUGUUUAUCUUCAAAUCGAAACUCUACGUUCGCGGGUCACGAAAUUUGGACGAUUUGAAGAAGUGCUUCCUGUACUGGAUCGAGCGGAUAAUUCGCGAAGCAAACGAUGAUCUCGUGACGAUCGUGUUCGAUCUCACCGACGCAGGCUUAAGCAACGUAGAUAUGGAUUACACGAAGUACAUCAUAAACACUUUGAAAAACUAUUAUCCAUGUUCGCUCAACUACAUCCUCAUAUACGACUUGCCAUGGAUAUUAAACGCCACAUUUCAAAUUAUAAAAAAACUUCUACCUGCCAAAGCCGUCGAUAGGCUGCGAAACAUUAACAGCAAAAACAUUCGCGAGUACAUUGACGAGGACAACAUGCAAAAGUGCUGGGGUGGCAAGGAUGAGUACGUGUUUACGUUCGUACCGGAAAGUCGGAAAGCGAUCGGAUCGAUGGAGCUCCAGUUGAACCACAAUAAUAAUAAUGGAAUGACAAACGGGUUCCUGUCGAAAAAGGUGCAUUUCGCGAACCUCAGCCCACCGGAAUCGCCAAUGAACGAAAAAGCCACCAACAGUUUCCCAGAGCAUAACGAAGGCGAAAUGCUGCGGAUAAAGCCACAGAACAACAUCAUAUUUGCCAAAUCGGGCAACGAACUAGUCGGAUCGGUGGAAAUUACCAACGUAGACAGUAGGGCUGUUUCGUACAAGGUUAAAACAACGGCACCGGAGAAGUUUCGCGUGCGGCCAAGCACGGGAGUGUUGCUGCCGUCUGCGAGCGUCACAAUAAACGUGGCACUGCAGCAUGGCCACCAAGUGAGCGCGAUCAAUCGCGAGAAGUUCCUGGUGAUGUGUAUGGGGAUUUCGAACGAGCUGUGUAACAACCCAACGGAACUGGCUGAGCUAUGGAAGAUCACUUCUGCCAAGAGUGCCUCCGUGGAGCAGCACCGACUGAAAUGUGCGCUACCGGUUAACUAUGACGAAAGCGGUCUGGAUGCCCUGUUUGCCAGCACCGGUACCGGCCACGGCACCGAGCAGUACGGUGGUCCGACGCCGGCGGGGUAUGGCUCGGGUGGUGUCCGAGGUGACCAAUUGGUGCAUCUGCAGCAAACGAUUUCGCACCUGAGCGAGACGACGCACCGGCUCGAGGGCCAGGUGAGGUUAAACCAGAAACUGCAGUGGAUCACGUGCAUCCUGUUCAUGCUGCUCUCGGUGGCCAUUGUGUACAUACUGAAGGUGGAAAUCAAAGCCAAUGCAACCGCUACAGAUUGCGAUAGUAUGGAGCACCACUAGAGCGCCACCGCCGUGUGUGUUACGCUACUCUCGAAGGCCGUUCGAUCGCUUUAACCGUCGGUAUGCGGUGCUGGUGCCAGCUCGUUUCAUUCCUGUUUUCCCCCGUUAUGCCAAGUUUCCGAGCCCUAUGCUAAGCCCUUGUUACGUUUGUUCUGUUUGUACGCUAUUCUUUAUUAGGUGAUCGUUAGGUUAAAUGCAUUUGGUUCCGUGUAUCCCUUUUCCACUACGAAAUAUCAUGUUUGUGUUUUUGAAGGAAAUAAACAUUUACAA
Messenger RNA from Anopheles cruzii, 2240 nucleotides. Its product is annotated as motile sperm domain-containing protein 2-like. NCBI's taxonomy places the organism in Eukaryota, Metazoa, Arthropoda, Insecta, Diptera, Culicidae. The coding region runs from base 366 to 1970 and encodes 534 amino acids. The record is from RefSeq and is a predicted model, not a curated record. The transcript is spliced from 8 exons.